AUGACGAAGCCGUGCCGCUGCCUGCUAUUACUUCUGGCAACAACAGCAUGUGCCAACAAGCUCCGCACGCGCGCGCGUCAAUUUAACAAAUGGCGCGACGCCCGCUUCGGCUGCGGGCGCCAGUGGCACUACUGGCGCUGCAGCGGGCAGCUCACGGACCCGGCGACGGGAGUGGUUAUAGCGCGGCUCGAGGGCGUCGAGGCGACGCGUGCGCUGCGGGGCGACGCGAGAAGAGGCGAUUCUGAGGAUGAUGUGAACGACGACGACUUUUUGGUAGAGCCGCGGGCGUUCGAGGUGCGAAGGAGGUACGCGUACGCCGACGAAAGCGACGAACUCAUCGAGUGGCGCGCGCGGCCCGACGCGCCGCCGCGUAGCGUAGCGCGGCCGCCGCCCUACGCGGCGACGGUGCGCUUGGGACUGCGUCGCGAUGGCACGACGGUGGCCCUCCGUUCGCGGACGGCAGACAAAGCUUUGGAACCGCGCGUGUCCACCUUCGCCGUCGAGGGCUUUGAAACUAGAGUCGACGCCUACGUUGGGACUCCCAAAAAGCGGGGCCUCGCGCGGCUCUUCGGCGUCGGCGUCGGCGGCGCGAAGACGGCGGCGGCGCGGCGCGCGCAGAAGGGCCUGAAAUGUAGGGAAUCAUACGUCGUCUCGCGGAACGCCGUCUCGUACCGGCGGCUCGGCGAGGCGCCGGCCUGGGCCGGGCCCGGGCGUUUGUGUGCCGCGGAGCUCUCCGCGCGGCGCGUGUCGCGACGGGCGCUCCGGCGCGGGUCGCCCGUCGCGCGGGCGCUGGCAGAGGAGCUGCUCGAGGACGUGGACGGGAAGCAGCGGCGCGUCGUCGUCGAGCCGUCGGAGGACGUCGACGAGCCGCCGCCGAAGCGACCGCCGCCGAAGCGGGGGGACAAGUGGGAGGCGCUGUUCGCCGUGUAA
Molecule: messenger RNA, 930 nt
Organism: Pelagomonas calceolata
Lineage: Eukaryota; Pelagophyceae; Pelagomonadales; Pelagomonadaceae
Source: the annotation of a GenBank genome assembly